Molecule: messenger RNA, 1473 nt
Organism: Didymella exigua CBS 183.55
Lineage: Eukaryota; Fungi; Ascomycota; Dothideomycetes; Pleosporales; Didymellaceae
Product: putative asparaginyl-tRNA synthetase Slm5
Exons: 3
Coding region: 1-1473 (490 amino acids)
Biological process (GO): asparaginyl-tRNA aminoacylation
Cellular component (GO): mitochondrion
Molecular function (GO): ATP binding; asparagine-tRNA ligase activity; nucleic acid binding
Source: RefSeq, a predicted model, not a curated record
AUGCGUUCUUCCCCGCUUUCGUCUACGUCUCCGCGGAGUUCGUCGGAAAGUGAGACACUCACGGUUCAUGGCUAUGUCCGGUCCGUGAGGAAGCAGAAGCGCAUCGCCUUUGCUGUCAUCGGCGAUGGCUCGACUUUAUCGACAGUGCAGGCUGUAUUGUCACCUCAACUAGCAGAAGACCUAUCAACUGGAGCCGCUGUGACCGUGACUGGGAAAUGGACACCAUCGCCGGGUGGGAAGCAGUCUCACGAGCUUCAAGUUGAAGACAUCCGUGUGCUUGGAGCUAACGAUGCGACCACAUCUCCCAUCCAAAAGAAGUACCAGUCAGCAGAGUACCUCCGUACUAUUCCCCACUUACGACCUCGACUACCCGUCAACGCUCUGCUUCUGCGGCUGAGAUCUCUCGUCACCGCGCAGGUGACAAGCUACUUUGCCAAGAACGACUUCAUCCAAUGCCACCCACCCAUCAUUACUUCUUCCGACUGCGAGGGAGCCGGAGAGGUCUUCACCAUCGAGCCUGCUGCGUCUGAUGCUACACCAGCACGUGUGCCUGGUCAAUCAGGUCAGGCUAAGAAACUGCGUGACCCCUUCUUCGGCUCGCCAAAGUACUUGACUGUCUCCAGUCAGCUCCACCUGGAAGCGCUUGCUCAGUCUGUCGACAAAGUAUGGACGCUUUCUCCCACAUUUCGCGCCGAGAAGAGCGACACAGCCCGUCACCUCAGCGAGUUCUACAUGCUAGAAGCUGAAGUAGCUUUUGUCGAAAACCUCCAAGAUGUCAUGGAUGUGGUGGAGGACAUGCUGCGCUCCGUUGCACAGGAACUUCAGUCCUCACGUGUAGGUCAAGAGCUACUCGAGGCUCGGGCACGGGAUCAGGGCGAAGAGGGUACAUCCGUGUCGCACGACACACUCGCACAACGAUGGCAGGGUCUUGUUGACGGACCGUGGCCGCGAAUCAAGUAUGCUGAGGCGAUACGACAUCUGAAGGAGGCGACUGCACAAGGCAAGGCCACGUUCGAGUUCUGGCCUGAACACGAGGAUGGUCUGCAGACAGAGCAUGAGCGCUAUUUGGCUGAGCAUUUCGGCAAAGGCGGGCCCAUCUUCGUCACAGACUACCCUCGUUCGAUGAAGCCAUUUUACAUGCUGCCAUCGAGUCCGUCUGGGUCAGACACAGUGGCAUGUUUCGACCUCCUUGUGCCCGAGAUCUGCGAGCUGGUAGGCGGCUCGAUGCGUGAACACCGCCUGCCCGAGCUGCAACAGUCGAUGGCCGACCACGGCCUCCCCGCAGCAGCUGACAGCAGCGCCGAGGCAUCAGACGGGUCCCUGCAGUGGUAUCUGGACUUGAGACGAUACGGCAGUGUGCCACACGGAGGAUUCGGUCUAGGCUUCGACCGCCUGAUCUGCUAUCUCUCUGGAGUGCAAAAUAUCAGGGAUGUUGUUGCAUUCCCGAGAUAUCACAAGAAGUGCGACUGUUGA